CAUGUUGAUGUGCCUCCACACUUCCUGUGCACAAGAAAAGGAGCGUGGCAGCACGUUUGUUGGGUGCAGCUGAAGUCAGAUGUAAAGAUGUUGAAAGGGCUAAACCACUUCCUUGAAGUGGGCUAGCCUACUUUUGGCUGAACAUGCCCGCGGUUCCCGUCAAGCUGCUGACAACAGGGGAGGACAAGAAGGACGGUGCCGGCCUCUCAGGUCACAACCAUCCUCGUUGUCAUCCUCAUCAGGAGUGCAGUGAUACCAAAAAGGGCCUAACUCCUUCCAUGAAGAAGUAUCUCCUCCUCUCCGUCAUCUGCAUCCUCAUGUUGUGUCUUAACGUCUGGCUGAGGGCACCCCGAUCCCCGGCGGCUUCCAUCACCGUCCUGCUGUGGUACUGGCCCUUUGGCAUCCCAGAGGACCUCCACGGGGACCUGUGCUGGGACCUCUACCGCAUCCCAGGCUGCAGAGUCGUGGCGAAGAGGUCUUUGUUUUCAGAGGCGGACGUGGUGGUGUUCCACAACCGAGAGCUGAUGACCAGACAGGAGAAACUGCCAAUGGAGCUCCCCAGGCCGCCGGGCCAGAGGUGGGCUUGGCUGUCCCUGGAGUCCCCUGCCAACAAUGGAGACCUGAGGAGGUUUGCGGGUGUCUUCAACCUCACCAUGAGCUACAGGAGGGAUGCAGAUGUUAGCGUACCAUACGGUAAGCUUCUACCACGAGAACCUGAAGAUGUAGUGGAGGACAUCAAACAGAAUAAAACCGAUCUGGUCUGCUGGGUGGUCAGCAACUACAGGAGUUCCCACACAAGAAGCAAAGUGUACCAAGAACUUAGCGCUGUCGUCCCCGUGAAGGUCUACGGAAGCUGGUCGAAAAAUCCCCUUGCGUCUGAAGACCUUCUUCCCACCCUCUCUCGCUGCUACUUCUACUUGGCCUUCGAGAACUCCCUCUCCAAAGAUUACAUCACCGAGAAGCUGUGGAAGAACGCUUACCAAUCCGGGGUGGUUCCGGUCGUCCUGGGACCGCCUGUGAAGAAUUACGAAGCUGUGGCGGCGCCUCACUCUUUCAUCCACGUCGACGAGUUUGCUUCGAUAAAAGAGCUGGGAGAGCAUCUGCAGAAGUUGGCAGGCGACGCCGAGCGCUAUGGCGAGUAUCUGCGAUGGAGGAGCGAGUGGAAGGUGAAGCAGUACGAUGGCUGGCGGCAUCGGGCGUGUCAGAUCUGUACGCAGUACCGCAGCUUCCCUCAGCACAAGGUCUACGCUGACCUGGCAGCCUGGGAUGGCACGGCUGCUACCUGAGCCUGCAAAGUACACAAGAACUCAGGAGGGACCUCUAAAAUCCAACAUUAGCCACCAGGAAGCAUUUGUCCAUCGUGACAAAAGAUGUCCACUGUUGUAGAACUACCAAAUCAUUCUAGUUUUACAUGCAGAAAACAAUGUGAAAACAAUUAGUUUGCCAGAUGAAUGAGCCUUACAGGAUACUGUAGUAUUGUUAUUGUUAUCAACCAAGUACUGUGACGUGUGUUGUUGGAUGUGUUUGAUCCAAGAUGGCUGAAUAAACAUAUUGUCGGUCCACAUCUUUAUCAAUACCACAGGAUUCAAUA
Molecule: messenger RNA, 1591 nt
Organism: Doryrhamphus excisus (bluestripe pipefish)
Lineage: Eukaryota; Metazoa; Chordata; Actinopteri; Syngnathiformes; Syngnathidae
Gene: fut7
Product: fucosyltransferase 7 (alpha (1,3) fucosyltransferase)
Cellular component (GO): membrane
Molecular function (GO): alpha-(1->3)-fucosyltransferase activity
Source: RefSeq, a predicted model, not a curated record